This is a messenger RNA of Drosophila persimilis, 3908 nucleotides long. RefSeq lists its product as uncharacterized. The coding region runs from base 991 to 3411 and encodes 806 amino acids. The transcript is spliced from 5 exons. The record is from RefSeq and is a predicted model, not a curated record. Lineage: Eukaryota; Metazoa; Arthropoda; Insecta; Diptera; Drosophilidae.
CUAGCGUGUACGGUGCUCAAAGGCCAAGGCAACAAAGCAAAACAAAAACAAAAAAAAAAACAAAGCAAAAAACCCGAAGAGAGAUAUUUGUGCGCGUGCGCGUCGUCUACCCACACAACGCGAGAGCGGAUACUCUUUUACUCGUUUCGUUUUUUAUGCAAAUUUCGCAGCGUUUCGUCACAGUGUGAAAGUAAAUGAAUUCUUUUGGAGCAAAACAAAAGAAAUUUACAGCAAAUAUUACGAAAUACAAAUUUUACAACGAAAGCGCCAGAAAGGGAAUAAAAGAGUUUGUCUUCUGUUCUUCUAUGCUCACUCUUCCAUGCUGUGUCUUUGUCUGUGUGUGUGUCUGUGUGUGUUAAUUGAUAAAUCUACAACAAAAGUGUCAAAUUUAACGGCAAAUUUCGUGGAUUUCGAUUUUUCUGUGGACAUACGCGAACGAACUCAAAGAUCAAAUAAAGGACACUACCAAGGCUGACAUCGAAACUGCUGGAGAGCUAGAGAUUCUGAGAGCAGCAGCAGCUUGUAGAAGAAUUCGCACACUGUGGCCAGCGGGUGGAGAGUAAAUCGAACCGAAUGCAGUAUCUCAGUUACGCUCUGCAGACAUCCACGCGACUGCUGACGAACCAGAACCACCACAACCAGAAUCAGUAUCAGCCGCAUCCAGCGGGGGCGCCAGCUGCCACCUCCACGCCCACCGACGAAGACAUCGCACACGCCUGCUGCAGCCGAGGGGCCCAGUUGUUGAGACAGCGCCAACAGGAGCUGGCCAAGCGGCGCGCUCUCGAGGAUCAGAUCAACGCCAACGAGUUGGAGUUGGAAUUGGAAGCCGAGGAGGAGGACGAGAGCAAAGCGAGCGGCAGCGGCAACGGAAGCGAAACCGAGGAGGGAGCCGUGGGUGGAGAGCAGCUACGUCAGCCAGUCCAAUGAAAUUUACUCUCAUUUAAUGUUCAACUGGCGCGCAGCAAACUGCUCUCGUUCUUCAACCGCGACAUGGCCGCCACCGAUGGCCAAAUCAUAUUGGCCGCCUCCCGAUUCGGCGAUGCCACGCCCGUCUAUUUGCGCGACUUCUCCAAGCAACCCCUGCCGGCGGUGGCCAAGAUCCUCAAGGGCCAGCACCAGGCCCUCGGCGUGCCCACGCUCUCGGCCCCCUCGCUGCAGAGCACGGCGCUGUUCCUGAGCGCCGGCAAGAAGUACCAGAUCCUCGCCCAACCCAUCAAGAUCAAGGAGGGUCGCAAGCCCACCAAUGUGGGGGCCAAGGUGCUCAUCCCGGAGACCUAUGGCGGCUACUUUGAGCUGCUCAGCGAGGAUGGCCGCUCGACGCGCUGCAUCGACUCGGUCCUCGAGCUGUCGCGUCGCCGCAAUGCCCGCGUCCUUGUGCGGGAGACGUUCCGCUGCCAGCAGAUGAACCGCACCAUCCACGCGGGCGAGCUGCUGACCACGAUGAACGACAACGGCAAGUACCUGCAGUGCCGCAACAUCAAGGACGAGAUCAUCAAUCUGCCACUCGAUACCAAAGCCAAGUUCUCGGCCAUAGCGCGCGAGGACAGCAUCAGCGGUGUGCACACCGUCAAGAAUCUGCUCCUCAAGCGGAUGCCAGUCAUUGUGAGACUCGUCCAUGGCAGUGCCCCCAAGGGACUGAAGCAGCCCUUUGUCCCCGAACUUCGGCUGCUGGGAUGCGUGGAAAUCGAUCGGAUCUUUGCCCUGCCCCUGCAGAAGGACACCGAUCUGGUGCCAGUGCCGCUGAACGCCAAGAUCAAGCUGCAGCGGGUCAAGAACAUGGAGCAGCUGGAGCACUUUAUCGAGUACACGCGCUUCCUGGAAAAGGCCCAGCGCCUGUUGGCGGAUGCGCGCGAUCGCCUGCAGAUCGUCGAUCUCAAGCUGAGCGAGAAGGAGAAGAAGGACUCCAAGUUCCACAGUCGGAACGGCAGCGGCAAUCGGCUGCCGGUGGUGAUGCUGCCCUCGGCCGCGGGCAUGGCCAGCGGACUGGCGGAGAGCGGCUAUGUGCUGCGCAAGAGCGCCAGCUGUGACUCCUGGUCCAAGCAGCACCAGCAGGCGUUGAACAGCGAGAUCGCCGAGGAGUACAACGAGAUCGAUCACAUCUACGACUAUGUGCGGGGCCUGACGCCCCUCUCCAAGGGCCUGGCGCGCUUCGAGCCCAUCUGCGAGUCGCCCACACUCAAGUCGCACCACACGGACAGCGGCAGCGGCAACUACUGCAGCCUCAUCCGUGCCCCCAUACCCCAUCAGCAGUCGAGUCAGCAAGCCGCCUCCUCCUCCGCCAACAACAACUACAGCAGCCUGGAGUCGAACAAGCAUAGCAGCAGCAAUGGAGCCAACGGAGGCAACGGCCACCACCAGCAUCCCCAUCAGCACCAGCAUCCACAUCCUCAUCCGCAUCAGCAUGGCCAUGGCCAUCACAUGGUGAAUCAUUAUCACCACAGCCAUAUACAGGAGGACAUAAAGCCGGUGCCGCCGCCGAUUGAGACGAUACCCGGCAAGAAGCCGGCGGAGAAGCGUCAGCGUCCCACUCUACCAAAGCUUUACAUCAAGAAUGCCAAUGCCCACAGUGCCGGGAGCAGCAGCAACGGCAACUCCACGGGCACCGGCACCGGCACCGGCAGCGCCACCACUCACAGUCACAGUCACAGCCAUAGUCACAGUCACAGUCACAACCAUCCGCAGCAGCUGCAACAGCAGCAGCAACAGUUGCAGAUGCAACAACAGCCGACGACCCCUAAUGGAAAUACGGCAAAUGCUGUGGCCAAUGCGGCUGCUGCUGCGGUGGCAGCUGCCCAUCAUCAUGGCUCCUUGCACAACCACUCGCACAGCUCCCAUCCGCACGCGCAUCCCCAUCCGCAUCCCCAUCACGGCAAGGUGCUGACGCCCAACAAUCAUUUGCCAGCCAAGGAGGCGCUGGAACCGCAAUCGCCGCUGUUUCACAUCAGGUACAAGAGCCUCAGCAGCCUGCAGUUGACGCCGGACAACAAUAAUACACCCAUGACGCCGCCGACGAUCUCAGCCCAUGGCAAGGCAGCGGCAGUACCGGCAUCGAACGCAUCGCCCGGCACACCACCCGAUGUGGUGCUCAAGUGCGGCAGCAUCCUCAAUGCGCACGGCUAUCUGUCGUCGGGGGCACCGGGCACGGCUUUGGGGAUGCCACAUCCGCACAGCCGCAGCUCCAGCAGCAAUAACCAUCACAAUCCGCGCGAGGGGACGCUGGACUCGUCGCGUAGCGGCGGCCGGACAUCGGGCGAUUCGAACAAGCUGCCGGAGAAGAAGACGCGACGCUUGUCACGGCCCAGGAGCCUGUCGAAUCUGGUGUGGGACUUGCGGCCAUCCAAAGAGAAGUCCAAGAAGAAGCUCUAUAUACAUCAUUUCGAUCAGAGGCAGCAGGCGACGUUGUAUCUUUAAGAUGUUGUCGGUGAAGAUGAUGAUGAUGAUGAUGAUGAUGUAGAAGUAGCUAAAGAUGAUGACGAUGAUGAGGAUGAUGAGGAAGUAGCAGAAGAUGAUGUUAAUGAUGAUGAUUCGUUACCAACUCGUUUCUAGCUGCCAUCGACCCCCAACAACAGAGAGAUCUACAAAAUACAACCCAACCAACCAACAAUAAGAUGGAAAACUACAAACAUUUGGAACGCUGUGUGUGUUCCUGCAGCUUUCACCAAUUUAAAUAGCUUGCAGCAGCAAUUUUUAAUUAACAUUGAAUUGUGCCUUUCCCUGCUAUGCCCCAAGAACGACCGAAGUUCCAAUGAAAUAUUCAACAAGAAUAUAUCUAAAUGGAAUAGAAACGAUUAAAUGAAUGAUUGAAGGAAGCCCCUGAAAGGAGAGUUUGAAGGAAGAAUCGUAUAGAAACGCUGACAGAACACACAGCAACAAUAUACACACCGCACACACACACACACACCCACACA